UGCUGCGGGAGAAACAUGGCGGAUCGGCUCACGCAGCUUCAAGACGCUGUGAAUUCGCUUGCAGAUCAGUUUUGUAAUGCCAUUGGAGUAUUGCAGCAAUGUGGUCCUCCUGCCUCUUUCAGUAAUAUUCAGACAGCAAUUAACAAAGACCAGCCAGCUAACUCUACAGAAGCAGUAUCUUCUCUAGAGUACGCCCAGCUUUUUGCAGCACUGAUUGCACGAACAGCAAAAGACAUUGAUGUUUUGAUAGAUUCCUUACCCAGUGAAGAAUCUACAGCUGCUUUACAGGCUGCUAGCUUGUAUAAGCUAGAAGAAGAAAACCAUGAAGCUGCUACAUGUCUGGAGGAUGUUGUUUAUCGAGGAGACAUGCUUCUGGAAAAGAUACAAAGUGCACUUGCUGAUAUUGCACAGUCACAGCUGAAGACAAGAAGUGGUACCCAUAGCCAGUCUCUUCCAGACUCAUAGCACCAGUGGAUACCAUGUGGCUUGAGAAAAGAACUAUUUGAGUGCCAUUAAGAAUUCUGCAUCAGACUUAGAUACAAGCCUUACCAACAAUUACAGAAACAUUAAACACUAUGACACAUUACCUUUUUAGCUAUUUUUAAUAGUCUUCUAUUUUCACUCUUGAUAAAUAAGCUUAUAAAAUCAUGAUUGAACCAGCUUUAAACUAUCAUACCAUCAUUUUUUAACUGAGUGAAAUUAUUAAGGCAUAUAAUGCAUUAAUGAACAUAAUAUAAGGAAACAUAUGUAAAAUUCUGUUAUGACAUAAUUUAUGUCUCCAUUUUGUUGUAUUGGCCAGUACUUUUACAAAUCAAAACAUCUCUCAAGCCAGAGGAGAAGACAGUAAGAACAGACAUAAGGGACAUUUUAGUUUAGGCUAGUGUCCUGCCUCUUAGAGGUGGCAUUGUGUAAAUCUGAGCUUUGAGCAAAAAGUUUUGGAAAUUGUGUUGCUUUUAAGAAAUAGUGUGGCUGGAUAAGAAAGUCACAUUUAUGCAAAUGUUUCUUCUGCUACAACCUCAUACCUGUUCUAGUUCAUCUCCACGUUUAUUUUACCAAGAAAUCCUCUGUCAAGAGAAUUUCCUUGCUGUUGUGAAAGAAUUUUUCUACAUCCUGAACUAUUUUUCCUAUUUCUUUUCACCUUGCUUUUUUUCAUCCUUAAUUUGCUUGUCAUCACAGUGAAGUAUGUUUUUUUGAAUCAUCAAUUCUUUCUCAUUCUCCAUUUAUCUGAAGGUUCUUUUGCCCUUAUUAACCUCUCAACUUUUAUUGCUGUAUUCUAGUCAGACCAGAACAUACUUCCACUACAUCAGUUACUGGGCAUCAUUUCACGUCAGUUUAUUAUUGCCAAAUAAUUUGUGUCAGCAUUUUCAACUAUGGUUACUCAUCCAACCCUUGGAUCUCUUUGAGUCUACUGAUUAUCUCCACUGGAAAGGUGGAAUUGAAAUGUGGUCCACAUUUUAACUGGCCAUCUCCUGGGGCUGUAUUUUUCAGAAUAUCCUGAGCUACAUUUGCUGCAAUCUGUUGCUAUUCAGAGUUUAAGUUUCAGGAGAAAACAGGAACAAUAGAACACUCUGCCUGUUAUUUUUGUUGUAAUCAAGCUUUUCCACAGUUCUUGAAAAGUACUAUGUUUCAAAUUUCAGGAACACCAGCAUUAGCUGUAAAAGUUGCAGCAAUUUAUUGGCUAGUCAUAGAAAAUUUUUGAACUUUUAACUGUGUAUUUUAAUUGAUGUUUAUUAAAAACACUUUGCUAUCACAGAUAUUUGGCAUAAAUCUGUACUCUUCAUUAUAGUUUUGCGGGGAGAGAAGAUUCAAUCAGAAAACUUUUUCAAAGUACCUAAGUAUUAUAAAGGAGUCAAAAAGGUACAAAUAGAAAAGGUCAAGACAUUUUUCAAAUGAGGGAAAACUAACAGGAUUUAUCACUAGUAAACCUGCUCUAAAAGAAUUGUCAAGGGAAGCUUUUUAAAAAGAAGGGAAGUUAUAGCAGAAGGAAACUUAGAAUGGCAGGAAUAAAGAAGGCAUAAUGUAUAGGGUAAAUAUAAUAGACUUGAGGUUUUAAAAAUUACAUUUGUUAUUUGAAAGAAAAAAUUAACAUUGUUUUAUGUGAUUCUCUGUAGAGGAUAUACAGGUUUUUUUUUGUUCUUGUUUCUGUUUUUUUACGGUGAAGUCUCUGUCACCCAAGCUGAAGUGCAGUUCUGUGAUCAUGGCUCACUGCAGCUUCAACCUGGGUUCAGGUGAUCAUCCCACUUCAGCCUCUUCAGUAACUGGGACUACAGGCAUGUACUACCACGUCCAGCUAAUUUUUUUUUUUUUUUUUUUUUUAGAGAUGGAGUCUCACUCUGUUGCCCAGGCUAAUGCCAAACUGCUGACCUCAAGAUAUUGAUACUAUACAGUAGACUGUAAGAAAUUAAGUAUUUGUAUCAUCCCUAGAGCAACACAGAUUUUUCCCUAAAAAACUACAGAUUAUUUUCAAAAGCAUUAAUAAAUUAAGGUGGAAUACUAAAAAAGAUUCAAGUAACCCAGGAACGAGAAAUAGAAUAAAACAAUAGUAAACCUAAAUUUUAUUUUAUUUCAUUAAUACAGCAAUAAUUAAAUGUCAAUGAUCUAAGCUGAUUUAAAUCUAAAAACUGGAUAAGAAGCUGUGGCUUGUAAUUAAAAAUAGACCUUUAUUCACUAGA
Messenger RNA from Pongo pygmaeus (Bornean orangutan), 2672 nucleotides. RefSeq names its product mediator complex subunit 21 (gene MED21). Gene Ontology annotation, cellular component: mediator complex. The coding region runs from base 16 to 465 and encodes 149 amino acids. Gene Ontology annotation, biological process: regulation of transcription by RNA polymerase II. Lineage: Eukaryota; Metazoa; Chordata; Mammalia; Primates; Hominidae. The record is from RefSeq and is a predicted model, not a curated record. The transcript has 4 exons. Gene Ontology annotation, molecular function: transcription coregulator activity.